AUGUAUACAAAAAAUUCGUCUUGACAGAAUCUAUUGUGAUAUUGUAACAAAUUUGUGUUGUUUUAAGAUUUGGAACAUAUUAAUUAAUAAUGCCGGCGGUAAUUGUGGGUCCUCCUCAACGUAGCGAACAAAUGUGGCAAGCAUUGAAGACCCAUAUUACAAGAGAAAGACAACGAAAAAAACAAGAACAAGAAGCAGAUGCAGAAGAAGAACGACAAAGGAAAGAAAGAGAACGCCAACAAAAACAAGAUGUAAUGACUUUAGGAGAAACUAGAGAACAAAUAUCUAAUCUUGAAAAUGAACUUUCACAACUGAAAGAUGAAAAACAUCAAUUAUUCUUGCAAUUAAAGAAAGUUUUAAAUGAAGAUGAUAAUAGAAGACGACAAUUAAUUAAAGAAUCAAAUGUAGGCCCAGAAGUUUUAACAGCAGUAGGAUAUCCUGGAACAAGUUCUAGAGUAGUUCAUCCACAAUUGUUCCUUCCAUUACCACGAAGCAGCAGUCCACUUUAUAAAGUAGCUGUUGCACCAACGCAUACUUUACUACCAACUGGGCCAUUAAAGAGAACACAUAGUCCUUCGCCACCUCCAACAGCUUCACCAUAUCAUGCUGGUUAUGGAUAUAAACCUACACCAUCAAUACCAAGUUACAAUCCUCCACCUUCCAAAUCUGAGGAAGCAGCUAGAAGAUCUGGCGAUUCCAGAGCUGUUCUAUGGAACAAGAAUAAUCAAUAUUCUACGUCCAAUUUUUAUUCAGCCCCUACUGGUCAAAGUGUUUAUAGUUACUCUGCACCAACCUCGCAACCGUCCCGAGAACCCGAACCAACUAAAUCUGUAUAUCUUACGGCCAACAGAGCAACAUUAUCAACACACCAGACUGCAUAUGUUACAAAUUUGCAUUCAUUGGAUCACAAAGGUGCUUAUGCAGAAGAUAAAUUUUAUUCAAGACCAAAUAGUCAUGUUACUAUUCAUGGUGGAGCAAUUCCCAUUCAACAACCUCCACAGGGUGCAAAAACUGGAGGAAUAACAUCAGGAUAUCCAGUAAGGGCACCUCAACCACCGCCAGCACCAUAUCCACCACCACCAGGUACCUAUGUUAGUGCCUCUGGUGCUAAUGUUCCUGGACGAUUAUUAUACACUCAACCUGGUGCACGUUAUCUUCAACGAGAAGUUUAGGAUAUUGGUCACAAAUGCUUAAAUUAAGGUAUCUCAUUGUAUUAAUUGUAUG
Eufriesea mexicana is the source of this 1224-nucleotide messenger RNA. RefSeq names its product G protein pathway suppressor 2. Gene Ontology annotation, cellular component: transcription regulator complex. NCBI's taxonomy places the organism in Eukaryota, Metazoa, Arthropoda, Insecta, Hymenoptera, Apidae. The record is from RefSeq and is a predicted model, not a curated record. Bases 90 to 1172 code for a protein of 360 amino acids. Gene Ontology annotation, molecular function: transcription coregulator activity. The transcript is spliced from 8 exons. Gene Ontology annotation, biological process: regulation of transcription by RNA polymerase II.